AAUACAAAUAUUCAACUACAAGAGUUUUUCAAAAUUUCAAAAACGCCAUUCAGGUUCGGACUGACUUGAGGUUGAGUGAAUGAUAACAGUUUUAAUUUUUGGGUGAAAUUCUUUUAAUUCUGUUUCUAUUCAGACACUUUGUCGUAGAUUAACUUGAAGAAAUUGACAUUUUUGUUUGGUAACAAGUUUUUGAACAUAAAAUCUUUCAUCUUUCAACAUAAAAUCUUUAUGGAAAAAUGCUAUACAGAUCUUAAUUUUGGUGCUUUUGUGUAUUAUAUGCAAAAUAAUGCAUACAGAUGGGGUUUUCAUUUAAUAUUUUAAAAACGAUAACAGUUCUUAAAUGUAACUGCAAGACGUGGUCUGUUAUAUUUGGGUAAUACUCUAAUACAGUGAAUAAUGUGACCUUUAGCUGCAGUCUUUUAUACAAGUAUAAUCAUUAUCUGAAUGUGAAGUUCUGUAGGUUAAUUUAUAUUUUACUAAUUUUACUAUUUGACUAUUAUUAUUUUGUGGGUAAAAUAUAACAAUAAGGAUUCAUUUGACUAAAUAAGUUAACAUGUUUUCAUUGUUUAACGAUACUUCUCGACUAUUAAUCUUUGAGAAUUCAUUAAUAUUAAUGCUAAUUUCAACAUUAAUACAUUUUUUAAAUAGUCAUAUUGUUUAAUGUUAGUUCAUGCAUUAAAUAAUUGUGCAACUAACAUUAACAAAGACUAAUAAAAAUUGUAGAAUUAUAUUCCUCAUUCUUAGUUCAUGUUAGCUUAUGGAUUAAAUAAUGUUAACAAAUUGUAAAGUGUCAGGGUUUUGACUAUCGUCAGUUCCAUGAAUAUUUCAACUUUGAGAAAUGUAGAGAUCCUCUCAAACAGUGGCGUGUUUUUCAUGAACUCAAAGACCCUGGAAGUAGAAGUGUAGUGGUCUUAAGUCUUAGCCUCUUGGUUUUUGGUGUCUCUGUGGUUAUCCCAUUCAUACCAUGUGACCAAUCAAGCCAAUCAGACGCCACGGCAGCAGCUUACAGAUAGGCUCAUCUACUGGCCAGGGAUUUCUGUAAAUGGGAUGAGGGUGAUUAGCUGGGUUAAGGAUGACGUACAGUAACUUUGUGUUUAAUCAUUUGGAUCCUUGGCUUUUGUCCUCUCUUUUGCAGAUAGAGAGACACCACUAUUUGCGUCACAACCCAAGGACACUGCUGUUUUAAUUAUUGAGAUGAAAAUCCAUUUUUAAGAUCAUAAGGUAUCGAUUGGUGUUUACUUUUAGAAGAACCUGAGUUGAACUUAGUCUAUUAUGGGUGCGAAGAUCAUCAUGAAAGUAGCUAAAAAGUUCUCGCUUUACUGGAAUGGAUUACACAUUGCGCCUUGAACGUACUUUCAACGUUCAACUUCUGUAAGCUACAUUGCAGAGCUGUCUUUGGAGAUCUCCAAACUCUGAAAAGACUUUUUUUGGACUUUUAUUUGGACUUUAACUAGUUGUUCAUCAUGGCUCUAAUGAAGGUAAAGUUUGACCUGAAGAAACGGGUGAAGCUGGCCCAGAUGCUAUGGCUCAUGUACUGGUUUUCCAUUAUGGCCGGAGUGCUGGUCUUCAGCAUGGGCCUUUUCUUUAAAAUUGAACUGCGCAAGAGAAGCGAACUUAUGGACAACAAUGAGAGUCAUUUUGUACCCAACAUUCUAAUAGGUGUGGGUCUUUUGGCAUGUUUUCUCAGUGCCUCUGGGGGCAAAAUCUGCUACGACUCGCUCGACUCCACCAAGUUUGUGAAAUGGAAGUCCAUUGUGAAGCCCUUUCUCAUUUGUUGUUUGUUCUUCAACAUCCUCCUCAUUGUCACAGCGGCUAUGUGUUUUGCCAUGCGCAUUCCUCUAGAGUUUACACUUGCUGAGGGCCUGAAAAAUGGAAUGAAGUACUACAAGGACACCGAUACACCAGGACGCUGCUACAUGAAGAGAACUCUGGAUCUCAUGCAGAUGGAGUUUCGCUGCUGUGGCAACAACAACUACAAAGAUUGGUUCGAGAUCCAGUGGGUGAGCAACCGGUACCUGGACUUUAGCUCCAAGGGAGUCAAAGACCGAAUCAGCAGCAAUGUGGAUGGAAAAUACCUAAUGGACGGAGUUCCCUUCAGCUGCUGCAACCCUAGCUCUCCACGGCCCUGCAUCCAACAGCAAAUAACCAACAACUCCGCUCACUACAGCUAUGACCACUACACCGAAGAGCUAAACAUCUGGAAACGUGGCUGCCGAGAUGCUCUGGUGUCCUACUAUGGUGGAAUGAUGAACACAAUUGGGAUACUUGUGCUGAUGGUCACCCUCUUGCAUAUUGCUGUAAUGAUUGGACUUCAGUACGUAAACACCUCUCUGUCCACACUGGUCAACCCAGAAGACCCUGAGAGUGAGAGCGAGGGCUGGAUCCUGGAGAAAACUGUCAAAGAGACCUUCACUGACAUCAUGGCUAAGAUGAAGGCCAUGGGCAAAGGUAAUCAAGUGGACGAGGGGGCAAAUGAAGAGGCUGCUGCCACUGUGAGCUGAGCGAGCCCCACCCACCAAACUUUGGCCACGCCUACCUGAGGUAGAGAGCUGUGGGACACAGCCUAAAACUGUAACUAUAUCCCUAACACUAUGCAAAGUGUAGACAAAGCCAAUUAACGAGGAACUGGUGAAGGGAAAAAAAAUCUAAAUACAAACUUUUGUCAGUCAGACACUUUCCUGUAAUCCAAUUAGUAUAUUAGAAUUCCAUAUUAUGGUGAAAAACAA
Molecule: messenger RNA, 2726 nt
Organism: Cyprinus carpio (common carp)
Lineage: Eukaryota; Metazoa; Chordata; Actinopteri; Cypriniformes; Cyprinidae
Product: peripherin-2-like
Biological process (GO): visual perception
Cellular component (GO): membrane
Source: RefSeq, a predicted model, not a curated record